AUGUCUACAAAAGUUGUUAAACCUUCACAUAAGAAGCCUCAAGUCAAGGCCUGUCUCAAGUGCAGACUUCGAAAGGUGAAAUGCAAUCGACAGUAUCCUUGUUCUCGAUGCAAUGAGAGUAAUGAUACAUGUAUAUACGGAGAGAACAUCGUGAGUCAAUCGGACGAUUUGAGCACUCCUCAUCAUAUAAUUCCUGUUGGUACGGAUGACAGAGAAGAAACAAGACCAGUAGGGGUGGAACCUUCAACAUCAAACCAUAUUGGAAUAGAACGCAGAAAAUGGGCCUUUGUUGAUUGGAGAAAGCUUGUUGAAUUAUCGCAACUAAAAACAAAGGGUCCCUUUUUAAAAGAUGCCGAGUCCUCUUUAAUUGAGCAUCUCCGAAAAAACCCUUCUAUAUUGGGUAUUCUAGAGCAAUUACGGGACCUCCUCCCUCCUCUGGGAAUAUGCAAGACUUUAAUUCAGCGAUAUUUCAGUAGGGUUGAACAGGUCAGCUGUAUAUUCGAUAAAGCACAAGUGGAAAAAUGUAUUUUUGAUUUGGAAAAUACAAACAAAAUUCCGGAAACUACACUUAUCACGUUGUUAGCCAUUAUAUCUGUGAUGUUACCACUCGGUGAACCGCCUAUGGAAGUUGACAAUUAUGUUGCAUCCACAGGAAAAAAUGUUAAUAACAUUUGCUCCGAAAUUGACUCAAAAAUAAACAAUUUUUUGCAGGACGAAGACGUAAAUCGCCUAUGGAAGACCAACGACAGAAUUCGGCUUCACGCAUUACGAGCGCAGCGAAUGUCUCGAACGGAGUUUCGAAAGCUUAAUACCGAUACUUGUAUUGCUGUUCAUAUUUGUUGUUUUAAAAAUCCUAUUUUUCAAAGGAUGCAUUCGGAUACUGGAUCAGAAGCAAAGCUUUGGUUGACGGUUUGCGAAAUUGAUGCAUUAGAUUGCGUUUUAAACUAUUGUCCACCAUGGAUCCAACACGAUGUUUUUUCGAUUUUGACACCACUAAAAAGCUAUUAUCCCAACGAUAGUAUUUAUGAAUUUCAUUGCAUACUGAGCAAACUAUUAGUAUGUGGGUUAGACGUGUACAAAACAGUACAUUCUUCAACUGCUGUCGAGUUUAUAGAUGUAAUUCCUCAUUUUGAGACAAAGCUAUCGUUAAUUCUAAUGGAUAUUGAAUCGAAUUCUUCUUCUGAUGAUACUAGCGCCAUUUUUCGAGGUUUAUUUCUGAAAGUUCUUUUCUGGGUUGUUCGAAAAAAUUUGUAUCAAUAUUAUAUUACUGUCUCUCCUGCAUCUGUGCCCAAUUAUGAGAAGCUUCUUCAAAAUCUAACACAGACAUUGAAGCAAUUGACUCGCAUUAUAACCAACUCCAUAAACAUUUUUGAAGAGUACGGUUGGCUAAAUUGUAUGCUAGUACAGGCGAUUCAUUCUUUUUAUCUUUUACGCAUAUGUUCAGAUAAGGGAUAUAGUUUAGAGGAUAACAUUUUUAAUUCUGUGUCAGCUAUUCAAGCAAUUAUCAAAAGGACGAACUAUUCACACAGAUUAUGGAAAAAGAUGUAUGAUCUUUUGCAAGUAUUAAUCGGCGGUGUUGUGUCUAAUUCAGAGUUGGAAGAGAAUGCGUUUGAGCAAAAUGAUGAAACCCUUUUUGAUAUGUUUGCCGAUAUUUUUGAUUCUAAUUUCAACUUUAUAGUUCCCUCGGGUCUGUAA
Schizosaccharomyces octosporus yFS286 is the source of this 1695-nucleotide messenger RNA. Its product is annotated as transcription factor. Gene Ontology annotation, biological process: regulation of DNA-templated transcription. NCBI's taxonomy places the organism in Eukaryota, Fungi, Ascomycota, Schizosaccharomycetes, Schizosaccharomycetales, Schizosaccharomycetaceae. The record is from RefSeq and is a predicted model, not a curated record. The coding region runs from base 1 to 1695 and encodes 564 amino acids. Gene Ontology annotation, molecular function: zinc ion binding; DNA-binding transcription factor activity, RNA polymerase II-specific. The transcript has a single exon.